Molecule: messenger RNA, 1053 nt
Organism: Cariama cristata (Red-legged seriema)
Lineage: Eukaryota; Metazoa; Chordata; Aves; Cariamiformes; Cariamidae
Gene: PNPLA4
Product: patatin-like phospholipase domain containing 4
Exons: 8
Coding region: 1-1053 (350 amino acids)
Biological process (GO): lipid homeostasis; triglyceride catabolic process
Cellular component (GO): lipid droplet; cytoplasm; membrane
Molecular function (GO): triacylglycerol lipase activity; retinyl-palmitate esterase activity
Source: RefSeq, a predicted model, not a curated record
AUGUGGGCUGCUAAAAGACUUUGUAGUGCUCAAAUACUGUUACUUCAGUUGAAAGAAGUCAGAUUCUGUAGUUACAUGUUUCCAAAACCUCAACAGUUCUGGACUGGAAUUCUAAACUAUUGCACCCUAAGAGCGCCAUGUAACAGAGUUAAAUUCCAGGUUUCCAAGGUAAAUGAUAAACGAUCAUUAGUAGAUACAAGAAUGGCUGCUAGUGCAGAGGGAACUAAAAUAGCUGCUGGAAAAAGUCCCAGUGGAGCGUGUGAUGGAAGCCAGCAUUCAUUAGAAGAAAAUAUGAAGCACAUCAAUCUGUCAUUUGCAGCUUGUGGUUUUCUGGGUAUUUACCACUUGGGGGCAGCAGCUGCUUUUUACAGGCAUGGUAAGAAGUUACUGAAAGUUGUGAAAGCUUUUGCGGGAGCUUCUGCGGGAUCACUGGCUGCCACUGUCUUGUUAGCAGUACCAGAAAAUAUAGAGAAAUGUAAGCAGUUUGCCUAUGGAUUUGCAGAGGAAGUUAGAAAAUUGGACUUCGGUGCAGUAACGCCUGGUUAUGAUUUUAUGAAAACACUUAGGGAAGGCAUAGAGUCUAUUCUUCCUUCUAAUGCUCAUGAGAUAGCUGAGAACCGGCUCUAUGUGUCAGUCACUAACACCAAAAAUGGGGAAAAUCACUUGGUUUCAAAUUUUGCCUCCCGGGAGGACCUCAUUAAGGUCCUACUAGCGAGUAGUUUUAUACCAGUAUAUGCAGGAAUUAAGCCAGUGGAAUAUAAAGGAGAGAAGUGGGUUGAUGGUGGCCUUACCAAUGGCCUUCCAAUCUUGCCUGUUGGAAGAACUGUGACGAUUUCUCCUUUCAGCGGUCGGUUAGAUAUCUGUCCACGAGAUAAAGGACAUGUGGAUCUUUAUGUUAAAUUUGCAAAACAAGAUAUAAUGCUGUCUCUGGCCAACCUUAUAAGACUUAAUCAAGCUUUGUUCCCACCAAAGCAGGAGAAAAUGGAAUCGUUGUACCAAAAUGGAUUUGAUGAUGCUGUACAUUUUUUACUGAAAGAAAAUUGGUUUGAAUAG